This is a messenger RNA of Carassius gibelio (silver crucian carp), 3017 nucleotides long. RefSeq names its product putative nuclease HARBI1. The transcript has 2 exons. The record is from RefSeq and is a predicted model, not a curated record. The coding region runs from base 755 to 1810 and encodes 351 amino acids. NCBI's taxonomy places the organism in Eukaryota, Metazoa, Chordata, Actinopteri, Cypriniformes, Cyprinidae.
GACUCAGAGGGCCCUAUCUUGCACCCAGCGCAAUUGACUUUGUACACCGACGCAUGUGUCAUUCCUAUUUUGCACCCGCGCAAAGCGCGCUUUUCCCUCCACAGAAGCACGUCGCUAAACUAGUGAAUGAACUUGCGCUCCCUGGGCGGUUCAGCGCAAAAAAGGAGGCGUGUUCCGGCGCAAACGAUCCCUGGUGCUAUUUUGCUGUUCCAUUACACAAUUGCGCCACUGACCAGAAAAAACCUAGUCUAAAGUCAGUGGCGCGUUGCGCGUUGUUCAUUAUGCUAUUUUAAGGGCGCAUGCUUGACCAUAAUGUAUAGCGUGCACAACGCGCAUACACUUUGCUCAUGUAAUCUACACAGAUGCAACAGUUAUUUUUGCAAAUCAUAAACUGUUACACUAAAAAAAAAUAUUAACACAUGAGAUGACGGAAAUCAUUGUGGUGUGCCACGAAGAUGUGAAAAAAUAGGCAUAAAUCUAGCUUACAAAUUAUUCAGGCUAAUUGUAGUAAUUAAGGAUCAGACCUGUUUGCCCAAUAGUGGCAAGACAUAUAUGUAUAUAAGGACAUCUGACAAAUUGGUUUGUCCGUCAAGAACCAGGAAAAAAAAUCGACUAAAAAACUGAAAAAACUGAAAGACUGAAAAAAAAAGACUGUGAAAUCACCUUUACCAUAAUGUAAGUACAUUAAAAACCUUAGUCUUCAACUUACCAGUUAAGUUCAGCUUGCUCAUAUUUUUUUCUUUUGCACACUGAGAUGGAGUAUGUCUUGGGACAACGAAUUAGACGCCGGAGGGAGAGGGUAUACCGGCCCAGACAGACCUAUCUCUCCCUCAGUGAGGAGGAAUGCAUAAGAAAGCUACGCCUGACCCGACAGGCUGUGACAGACAUCUGCCAUCUCCUGGCAGAUGAGUUGGGGACUGAUGCACAAUGUCCCUAUGCCUUCCCCGUGGCAGUAAAGGUUACAGCGGCAUUGCAUUUCUAUGCAUCUGGGUCGUUCCAGCACCCCCUUAGCUCCAUUGGAGGCAUUUCACAAUCUGCCAUAAGUUCGGCUAUACAUGCAGUUACAUCAGGUCUAGUCCGACAUGCUGGGGAAUACAUCAAAUUCCCCGUCACACCUGACAACCAGGAAAGAGCAAAGCAGGCAUUUUGUGCGAAGUAUGGGUUCCCUGGUGUCCUUGGUGUUAUAGACUGCACCCAUGUGCAGCUACGUGCCCCAUCAGAAAACGCACUUGUAUACAUCAACCGCAAGGGAACCUAUUCAAUCAACGUACAAGUCAUUUGCGAUGCUUAUAGUAAAAUCACCCAUGUCUUUGCGAAUUAUCCUGGCUCGAGCCACGACUCAUUCAUACUGGCAAACUCUACCAUUCCUGCCAUCUUCGAGGGGAAUCCCCAGUUGGAUGGGUGGCUGUUAGGGGACAACGGGUAUCCGUUAAAGACAUGGCUGAUGACACCAUAUUUGAUGCCAGCAACAAUUCGUGAAAUGCAGUUUAAUAGAAAACACACACAAACACGCUGUGUAAUUGAACGAACGUUCGGCAUACUGAAAAUGCGCUUCAGGUGUUUGGAUAGAACAGGAGGCACUUUACAGUACAGUCCUCAAAAGGUCGCAGCAUUCUUUGUGGCGUGUUGUGUUUUACACAACAUUUCCAUAAAUCAAGGUUGUGUUGUUGACAUAGAUGAGCAAAUAUUAGAGGACUUAAGGAGACGUGAUGGUGAACUGCAUGUGCCGAUGCCACUUAACCCAAAUGCCCCAGCAGCAGCACGGGAGAGGAGAGCUUAUUUGACAGAAGAACUGCUGCAUCGUCUAUAGUGAGUUUUGCGACGCGCGCCACGGCGGGAUUGGACACCUGAGGGUCCGGGAAUGGCAUUGCGCGAUGUGCGCCUGGUGGAACGGGUGGAUGGAGAUGGAGUGGGGGAAGGAGGAAGAGGCACAACAGGAGGUGGUGGUGCGCUUGAAGGGCCACGCUCCAUGGCUGCAGCAAUCCUCUCCAGGCUUGAGGAGAUGCGCCCGAGAGGCCGCAGCAACAUCGCCAUCCGGUCAAGACGGCCAUUCACACUUUGCCGCAUCCCAGACAGCUCCCGCUCCAGCAUUUCAAAUCCGGUUUGCUGGAGCUGCAGGAAGGGGUGGUCCUCCGGUCUAGCAAUGCUGCCACGGUGUGCAGUAGGUCUGGACCUUGAUGGUUGCGCUGUUCCCUCCUCAGAUGGCCCGUGCGCACGGCUCGCGAGGCCAGGGUCUUCCUGCAAAGCUGUUACAUUGUUUUUCUUUAUUGUGUGGCUGCGUUAAAUGUUUUUCAUGUAAAUAACGAUUAAAAUAUUUUCAUAAGAAACCUUGUAUGUGAAUUUGUGUACCUUGGGGUUGGACUGCUUGUGUUUCUGAUUGGGUGCCGAUUUCAAAACCCCCAAAUCCUUCAACACUUUCAGCGGUGAGGGUGGACGCAGCGAUGUCCUCUGCUGGCGUCAGGUCCUGAGUAGAGGCAGAUCCACCUCCCGUUACACGGCGUGCCCGAUUGAUGCUGGCAAGCUUGGACUUUCCCCGUCUUCUGAUGUCAUUGUAGCGCUUGCGGCACUGGUGCGACGUCCUGGGGAUGCCAGCUGAUGAAACAAUUGUGGCUAUUUCCUCCCACGCCUGUUUAACCGACGCUAUUUUGGGUGGGUUUCUCCCAUCCCCAUACAACACAACUUCCCUGUCUUUCACUGCUCUUACAAGAAAAUCCGUCUCCUCGGCUGUGAACCGCUCCUGGCGUGCGCCUGGUAAAUACGCCGCCAUAAUAGCAAUCCAUAAUGGAACUUGCGCACCUGCUUUUAAAGGGAAUGUUGGAUGACGCUCUGAUUGGUUUAUUUCACGUUACGCCCAAACCACACCUAUGAAUAAUGAAGCUACUUCAGACCAACCCAUUUUAGAUUUGCGCCGGGCGCAAGAGCCAUUUAUCCCGCCGGGAAAAUAGCAACAGCGCCGAGACCCGCCCACAAACUUACUUGCGCUUCGCGCUUUGACACUUGCGUUUCAGAUCGUUUAA